Triticum turgidum subsp. durum (durum wheat) is the source of this 366-nucleotide messenger RNA. NCBI's taxonomy places the organism in Eukaryota, Viridiplantae, Streptophyta, Magnoliopsida, Poales, Poaceae. The record is from the annotation of a GenBank genome assembly.
AUGGACAGAAAGGUGUGCAUCUUCCUAGUAAUCCUCGUGCUAGCUGUGCUCGCUGGCCCGGGCGCGAAGGCGGCGGCGCUCGACAGUGGCACUGGCCGCAUCGACGCGGGUGCGGCGGUGCGACAACUGAUGUCGGCGUCGCAUUCGUCGUCCAUGAAGCUGGACGACGGAGUGGUGCCGGAGCUCGCGGUGGCGUCGAUGGUGGACCUGGAGGUGCACCGCCGCAUCCUCGCCGGCGCACCGGUCAGCCCGGGAGCCCUGAAUCCCAACAAGGGAGUCUGCACCAGGAGUGGUGGGUGCGGGGGGAUGGGAAAUCCGUACACUGGCCGGGGAUGCAACCCAUAUAACUUCUGCCCGCCAAAGUGA